AUGUCCGCGGCAAACAACACCGCGAAUGCCCCACCGGCGGUUUCGCCGACCGCACCUGGAACCAACCACCCCAGUUUCUCCAAUGGUGACGGGGACAUUAUUGUUGCAGAUGAUUUCACCGACGACGACAACGCUUCUACCAAUGGCUCAAGCCUUGCUUCUUCCAGCACGAGCGUUAGCAGCUCGGUUCUUAGCUACCGGCUCGAAAACGGUCGGACCUAUCACAAGUACAAAGAUGGCAAAUACUUCAUGCCCAACGACGAAAGAGAAAACGAUAGACUCGGUAAGAUGGUUCAAAAACUGCCUGGAAAGCAUAUGCUGAUUGAAGAACGGGGUGUAGACCUCCAACACAACAUGUUCAUUCGCUCAUUCAACGAUCGGCUGGGAACUGCCCCUCCUAAUGAUCCCGGCGCCAAAGUCGGGCGCGUUCUUGAUCUCGGUACCGGCUCCGGCAUCUGGGCCAUCGACUUUGGGGACGACAAUCCUGGAGCCGAUGUCACUGGAGUAGACUUGUCCGCCUCUCAGCCGGAAUUCGUACCUCCAAACGUCCGUUUCGAAAUCGACGAUGUCGAAGAGCCUUGGACAUACUCACUUCCGUUUGACUACAUUCACAGUCGAAUGAUGACUUUCAGCAUUGGCAACUGGGAUGCGUAUCUUCAGCAAGCCUUUGAUCAUCUCAACCCUGGUGGUUACCUUGAGCUCAACGAGACGGACCAAAUGCCAGUGUCUGACGACGGCACGCUAAAAGAAGAUUCUGCGCUUGUCAAGAGCAUCAAAAUGCUGGAGGAGGCUGCAAUCAUCUUCGGUCGUCCCUUUACGGACAUUCCAGGCCUCAAGGACAAGAUGAUCCAGAUCGGGUUCGAAGACGUACAUAUCCAGCGCUUCAAAUGGCCUACUAACGGAUGGCCGAAAGAGCGUAAGUACAAGGAACUUGGUCUCUGGAAUUAUGAGAACUUUGCGCCGGGUUGGGAGGCGUUCACGAUGGCACCUCUGACCAGAGCCCUCGGUUGGACAAAAGAAGAGGUUCUUAUCCACGUCAUGGAAGUCCGCAGGGAUCUGGCCGACCGAAACAUCCAUGCGUACUUCUCAAUUUACUCUAUUUGGGGAAGGAAGCCCAAGGAAACCCCCGAGGCAACGGGUGCCACUGAGACACCGGCAACUUGA
Colletotrichum higginsianum IMI 349063 is the source of this 1164-nucleotide messenger RNA. Its product is annotated as Methyltransferase domain-containing protein. Lineage: Eukaryota; Fungi; Ascomycota; Sordariomycetes; Glomerellales; Glomerellaceae. The transcript has 8 exons. Gene Ontology annotation, molecular function: methyltransferase activity. The coding region runs from base 1 to 1164 and encodes 387 amino acids. The record is from RefSeq and is a predicted model, not a curated record.